AGGUGUAGGGGUGCGGUAGGGACAACGGCUGUGUGCGGGUUUGGGCUUUCGCGGGGUAACCGGUCUUCCUUGUACGAAGGAAGCGGGAGGGCAUGAGGGCUUGGAUCUUGUUAGAACCCCCUUGGUCCUGAGAGACUGGCUUGCAGGGAGCGAGGCGUGAGCGAUACUAGGAGAGGCGUGAGAGGGCGCCUAAGGAAGGGUGUGUCCUUUCGACGUCUUGCCAAAAGUGGUGUGCCCGCGAGAGUUAUGCUCGUCCAUCGGCUUCAUGGCGCAUGCAUGUCGUCCCACGCGGGAAUUUGAUACGCCGCUCUAGCUUGGACUGUGUAAGCGUGUAGCUUACCCGCUUAGUCACUACAUAGUUUACGAUGUCUUCAUCACUUACAAAGCGCAAGCCGCUGACCGAGCCUAGCACAGAUGUAAGCAACCCUCAGAACGAAAAAGCCCAGGAGCCAGCUGGUGUUGCUCAAGAGCCUCGGCAUUGUCCGUCGCGGAAGGGGCUGUCGUUGCUGCAGCAGUUGCUUGUAGCGCUAAUACUUCUUGCUGCUGGAUGUUUUGCCUCGUGGCGGAUCUAUGGGUGCUGGCCUUUCCUUAGUGGUCCGAGAGUCUUCAGCAAGGCGGAGUUAUCGCACUAUGUUGGAAAAAGCGACUCAGCGUUGUACUUGGCCAUCCUGGGGGAGGUCUUCGAUGUGACGAAGGGGAGGCGCUUUUACGCCGCCGACAAGGGCUACGGAUUCUUCGUGGGUCGCGACGCCAGCCGGGCCUUCGUGACAGGUGACUUCGAGGGCGACUUAACGGAUGACGUGGCAGAUCUCUCCCCCGAGCAAAUCAAAUCCAUCGUGGAAUGGCGCGACUUCUAUCACAAGACGUACACUUACAAGGGGCGGCUGGAGGGCCCCUUCCACGACGCUCGGGGCCGACCCACGGGUCACCUCCGCUGGGUGGAGCAGCAGGCAGCCCGGGCCAAGAGCGCCGAGGAGCAGCAGCGGGAGCUGGAGGCGCAGUGGCCGUCUUGCAACGUGCGGUGGACGGAGUCGGAGGGCAGUACCGUAUGGUGCGAGGGCGGUGCCUACCCGCGCAAGCUCAUCUCCACCCUGCCCGGCGGCUCCGGGGGCCCAGCGGGUGCCUCCGGUGCCGCCUCCGCACCCGGCAAGACCACCACCUCCCGUUGCGCCUGUUUUGAGGAGGUGGGCUGGUCGGAUGUGCGGCAGUUGUACGCGGGGUGCCCACCCGACCAGCAUAGCUGUAAGAUCCUGGAGCAGCAUGCCUCGUAGACCGCGUCUUGUUGAGGGUCCCACUCGUGGUCCUAGUUGAUCGUCCUUGUGAGUUUGUUGCGGUGAAGCAAAAGACGUGCGAACUUGUAGAUGGCGUCGUUUCGACAUCUAUUUGAAUCAAGUUUGUGAGCCCCAGGCAGAGGUGUUAUUGGCGAACGGGAGAGUGACACAAUUUGCCAAACAGUGCAUUAUUCCCUGGUAGUAUCGGUCAUAAGGGUUGACGGC
This is a messenger RNA of Astrephomene gubernaculifera, 1496 nucleotides long. Lineage: Eukaryota; Viridiplantae; Chlorophyta; Chlorophyceae; Chlamydomonadales; Astrephomenaceae. The record is from the annotation of a GenBank genome assembly.